AGUAGAUAGAACGCAAUGGCCUCCGCUGGUCUCCAGAUUCUGGGCAUUGCCCUGGCUAUCAUCGGUUGGAUCGGUGACAUCAUAAUCUGCGCGCUCCCCAUGUGGAAGGUGACUGCUUUCAUCGGCAAUAACAUCGUAACCGCGCAGAUCUUCUGGGAGGGCCUGUGGAUGAACUGUGUGCUCCAGAGCACGGGCCAGAUGCAGUGUAAGGUCUAUGACUCCAUGCUGGCAUUACCUCAGGACCUCCAGGCCGCCAGGGCUCUGGUCGUCAUCUCCAUCCUCGUGGCUGUGAUCGGCAUUCUGCUCUCCAUUGCUGGGGGGAAGUGCACAAACUGCAUCAACGACGAGGCGGCCAAGUCCAAGGUGGCCAUCGCAUCCGGUGUGUUCUUCCAGGUCGCCGGCAUCCUCUGUCUGAUCCCGGUGUCUUGGUCUGCCAACACCGUCAUCAGGGACUUCUACAACCCGCUUCUCACUGACUCGCAGAGGAGAGAGCUGGGCGCGUCGCUAACAAUGAGCCGACAGAUCCUUGCCUUUGUCCUGGCCUUCAUCGGGUUCACGGGGACCAUCGUGAUCUGUGCCCUGCCCAUGUGGAAGGUAACAGCCUUUGUCGGAGCCAACAUUGUCACUGCCCAGGUGUUCUGGGAAGGGUUAUGGAUGAACUGUGUGAUCCAGAGCACGGGCCACAUGCAGUGUAAAGCCUACGACUCCCUCCUGGCCUUGCCCCAGAACCUGCAGGCGUCCAGGGCUCUCAUCUGCGUCUCCAUUGGGGUCAGUGUGCUCGCCAUCGGGCUGACUGUAGUUGGGGCACGCUGCACCAACUUCCUCCAUGACGACUGGCUGGCCAAGUCGAAGGUUGGCAUUGCGGCAGGCGCGGUGUUCAUGGCAGCGGGGGUGUUGUGUGUUAUCCCUGUAAGCUGGUUCGCUCACACCAUCAUCCAGGGCUUCUACAACCCUCUGGCCACCCAGGAGAGGAGAGGGGAGCUGGGGGCAUCCAUCUACGUGGGGUGGGUGUCUGGAGCUCUGCUCAUGAUUGGAGGGGGGAUGCUCUGCAGCACGUACAGGUGCUGAGGAGGGAGAGGAGGACAUUCGUUAUGGAUGCCAAAAGAGAGAAGAGAGGAUAUCAAAUGCUGGCCUUGUCCUGGAUGGAUGAGGGAAGGAAUGGAUAAGGGGAGGAAGGGAGGAGAGAGAGGGCUUAAAACAUUGUAUGUUUGAGGAAGAGAGAGGAUAACACAUUCUCUCCUCACUCCCCUAAAGACAUGCCUAAGUCUGGGAUGAUUUAGUCCAAAUUGCUCCCACCUAGAUUAUUUUCUUGUGUGGAGAUGUAGGUGAGGCCUGUAGAUUAACUGUGUAGUAACUGUAUGGUGAAAUUCACAGGACAGGUGCAGUGAUUGCAUCCCAAAUGGGACCCUAUACCCAAAAUAGUGCACUACUUUUGAACUGAGCCUUAAGGGCCCUGGUCAAAAGUAGCGUACUAUAUAGGACAUAGGAUUCCAUUUUGGAUGCAACCUCCUCCAUCACCCCAGACAGGGGUUUGCAGCAUCAGAGAGGCAGAGUGUUCCAUCAUGGCUGUUUGUGGAGGAAAGAUAGAGGAGUAGUUCUGAGUGAUGUUUUAACAUGUUUCUUAAUUGAUUGUAAAAAAAAAAAAAAUGUAAAAAAAAAAAAUGCUUGACAAUGAGAGACUGGUAUCUGCUGGACAGCUCUUUAUUCACCAGCCUAAUCAGAGAGUUUUAAACAGAGUAAACAGAUACACUGCUAUACGACUGAAUCCCUGCAAAAUCAUGCAGGGUAAGGUGAGACGGUACCCCUGAGAUACAGUAUAUGACUGUACGUGAUGGAGAUCAUACUCAGGUUAGAUCAGAAUAGGUCAAGUUAGAUCAGACUAGGUCAGGAUAGAUCAGAAUCAGGGUAGAUCAGACUAGGUCCGACUCAUGUUAUAUAAGACUCAGGAUAGAUUAGACUCAUGUUAGGUUAGAUCAGAUUCAGGUUAGAUCAGAAUAGAACAGACUUGUUCAGGUUAGAUCAGACUAGGUCAGGUUACAUCAGGCUAGGUCAGGUUAGAUCAGAAGUAAUAAAAUGCACUUUGUCUUUGAUCAAAACCUAUAUCUGAUAUAGAUUAUGUUAAGGAAACGAAUAAUGAUUGUAAUGAUGAGUCGUGAUGAACAACAUUAUCAAUAAACUGCUUUCCUACAUGA
This is a messenger RNA of Oncorhynchus masou masou (cherry salmon), 2192 nucleotides long. RefSeq names its product claudin-like protein ZF-A89. Bases 16 to 1068 code for a protein of 350 amino acids. Gene Ontology annotation, biological process: bicellular tight junction assembly; cell adhesion. The transcript has 2 exons. The record is from RefSeq and is a predicted model, not a curated record. Gene Ontology annotation, molecular function: structural molecule activity. Gene Ontology annotation, cellular component: bicellular tight junction; plasma membrane. NCBI's taxonomy places the organism in Eukaryota, Metazoa, Chordata, Actinopteri, Salmoniformes, Salmonidae.